AUGAAUCACCAAGACAACCAGAAACCUGCUUGCAAGCGCGUCGCUGACAUGCUUGACGGCACGGUGAAGGAGGGACUCUACCGAGUUGAGCCUGAGCUCAAAAAUCCUCGCAAGUUCCUGGAAGCGACCCAGGAGGCGCAACAAGUCGCUCUUAGAACACUCUACGAGGACAAAGAAGUCAGAAGUCCGAUCUCCCAGGGUGCCAUGGAGUGUCAUAUCACAACAGCACUAUGGAAGAAGUACUUCCCACAUGGCCGAGGAAGCCCAGCGGAACCGCUCCGGGCCUUUUGCGAGGAGCUGUGCCCAAAUCCAGACCAGCGUUGGGCCUGUUACCUGAACCGGAGACUAAAAGAGGAAGAGGAUCGCAACCCGCGAUCACAAAAGCGACCACUGGAGGAGAGCAUCAUCACCUCAACACCACCAUCCCCGUACAAAACAGCUCAGAACUUAAAGCAGGUUGAGGCUGCAGUUACUGAGACAAACCCACAGCUUUUAUCCUCCCCCCGCAAGACACCUCGGGCCGGGACAGACGCAAGCGAUCCCAACGGCAAAGGCAAGCCGGCCGACACCCAAAUGUCCCUGGCCAGUACAACACAUACUUCCACUCCGCAGUCGCCGCCCAAGCCAGAAGUCUCACAACUUCGGUCACCUACCCUUUACCAGGACAUCCUCACAGCCAAGUGUCUUCAGGAAAGGAUGGGUGUGAGAUGGUUCCCAUCAGACGACAACACAAACGUGAAAGCCGUGUUGAUCGGCGACGUAUACGUUGCAGCAAGUGCCACGUUUAUGAGAGACCAUACCGUGACCGAGGUAAAGGAGGAGCUGGCUCGAAAGAUCCUGGAUACUUGUAGCGAAAUGCGGCUUUACUGCAUCAGCCGGACGAGGAAAAGGGAGACGUGGGUCGAGUUGCAACGCCUGCUUUCAUAG
Neurospora hispaniola is the source of this 927-nucleotide messenger RNA. RefSeq lists its product as uncharacterized. Bases 1 to 927 code for a protein of 308 amino acids. The record is from RefSeq and is a predicted model, not a curated record. NCBI's taxonomy places the organism in Eukaryota, Fungi, Ascomycota, Sordariomycetes, Sordariales, Sordariaceae. The transcript is spliced from 2 exons.